GCACUCAGGGUAUGCCUCCUGGCAUGUACGGAAUGGCACCUGGCAGUCAGUUUGGGGCACCUUACGGUCAACAAGGAGGACAUCCUAUGCUAGGGGCACAAGUUACAGUACCUGCAUAUGCAAUAGAACCAUACGGCGCUCCAGCACCAAAUAUACGCUACCAAAAUCCAGCAUCCAUGCCACUCGGUUAUCCGCCUCAACCACCGCAAGCUCCAGAAGGGCAAGGGCCACAAGGCAUGGCCGGUUAUGGUCCACAAGGUGUGCCAGCAGCAGCAUAUGACCAACAAGCGAUGCUGGGAUAUGGGACUUAUGGACAAGGAGGGCCCCAAGCACCAUAUUUGUACGGACCACCCGUAACAGCACCGUAUCCGCAGCCUGGGUUUGCAAGUGGCCAAGAAUAUGCUGGCAUUCCACCGGGCUAUGCACCUCCACCUGGAUAUGGGGCUGCCGCUCCGCCCGGUUAUCCAACAGACCAAGCAGCGGGCAUGCCCAGCGAACGUGAGCCGCAGCAGUUUGAUCCCUGUACGGGGAGAGACGUGUGCACAUGUCCGGCGCAGCACAAGAUCGGGGAAUACUGUGUUCAAUCGAAUCUGGGCAUGGACGCUAUACAGCGUUUCCUCAAGUCGCUGCAAUUGUCUUGUCCCGCGAAUGGUCUGCAGAACUGCGCUCUCCUUCUGCCCAUCGACCUUGACAUGGCCAACCGGACGGAUGAGGGCGAUACCAAGAAGGGAAAGAAAUCGUCACCCAAACGUAGACUAUCCACCGGCGAUGCAGCUGGUAAAAAGGCUGCAAGCUUAGACGCUACCAAAUCGAAAGGAUCUGUAAGAAGUUCACCUGUAGCUUCACCUGAUGCAAUAUCGCCAGUGACAUCGAAUUCAAAUGAUCCGAAUGCGGCCACCGAAUGCACUCCUGUAGCCGCCGCCUGUCCACCGCCGCAACCCUCUAUGCGCUCCUUCACCUGCAAUACCAGCUGCCAGGUUCAGGCGGACGACUCCACGCAGACUGUGGGAGGAACAUCCAAAAAGAACCCAAAGGAAUACCCGACCGCGUACCAGUGCGAACCAGCCAAAGGCCCCAGUUGCUGCAACGCCUGCUGCAAUGGCUGCUGUCAGUCGUGCUACUGGCCGUACUACUACUACUACAAUCCAUACACUGGCUGCUACUACUGGUACCCCAACUACUGCAAUGGCUGCCAAAACUGCUGUCCGAAGGAUCCGCUGGAGAAGAUACCCGAGAAACCGCAGCCCAAGGAACCUGCAGCAGCAGCAGGAGCAACAGCAGCAGCGACACCCAAAGCAAAGAAGAAAAAUGAUAGGAAAAUGGGUGGUGGGCCCGCAGGUAUGAGCUAUAGCCUCAGCUGCGCCAUUCCCAAGCGCCGCACCACUGCAGCAGCGGCCACCAGGAAUAUGAGGCAGGCUAUUAUGCCCGGCUAUUAUCCCACAUCGAUGCCCAGUGAUUGCUCACCUUAUGGCCAGAUUGGAUUGGCCAGGGGCCGAAUUCCUUGAUCCCAGUGCUGGGGUUGUAAGCUGCUGUAAUCACAUACCUCGCUCGCUUGGAUGUGCACGACUCGGUCUCGGACGACACGUUCUCUUCGUCUAUGUUAAAAUUUAAGGUUAAAUACAUUUUAUAGCAUUUUUUUAAGUUCAUAAAAGACGACUAAUUCAGGA
Drosophila obscura is the source of this 1667-nucleotide messenger RNA. RefSeq lists its product as uncharacterized. The transcript has 3 exons. Lineage: Eukaryota; Metazoa; Arthropoda; Insecta; Diptera; Drosophilidae. The coding region runs from base 12 to 1505 and encodes 497 amino acids. The record is from RefSeq and is a predicted model, not a curated record.